GUCUUUCCUAGCAUCCUGCAACGACAUAGCGUUCUCUGCGCUAUCAUUUGGCUUAUUUGAUUUCUUUCUUGGAUAUACAGACGUUCAGCUUCAAAAUGGAUCCCCGUCCUUUCCACAUACUGAGUUAUGGAACAUUGCUGGGGACGCAGAUUUUCCAGUCCUUCAUCGGAGGUAUAAUCGCCUUCAGAAGGUUGCCUCGCCCGCAGUUUGCAACCUUGCAAACGGGCAUCUUCCCAAUUUACUUUGGCCUUCAGACAGCUCUCCCAGUCGUUAUUGCUUUGACUGUGCCAAGUAGUCAAGGUGGAGUUACUGGGGUCUUACACUCGGAUGAUCGAUACAGCACUCUUCUUCCUCUGGUCACGGCGUUCGUGGCCGGCGUGAUUAACCUGCUAGUGAUGCAUCCAUUGGUGACCAAGACUAUGCGGGAUAGAAAGGCCCAGGAAACCCGGGACGGCAAGAAGAGUUAUGACCCCCCUCCUCACUCCAAGGAAAUGCUUGCCCUGAACAAGAAAUUCGGAAAGCUUCAUGGUCUGUCCAGCUUGGUAAACCUGAUUAGCAUUGCUGCGACCGCUUACUACGGCGUGGUAUUGAGCAAGAGGCUGUCCUAAUUAUUGGUUUUGGAUGGGGACAAAUUUGGCCAAAAGCUAUAUUAUUGGAGUUAGCAAGUUCUAGCAUUCGUGUAGAGUAUCAAUCGGCCUCUACGAUGCUCAUAUGUAUACUUAUGUGUAUCUAAUUGACAUAUUCAUCUAGCUUAGACGAAUUCUUAUCUCAUUCGUGUGUUCUAUUGUCGCAUUGGAGUGAAGCCA
Monascus purpureus is the source of this 806-nucleotide messenger RNA. Lineage: Eukaryota; Fungi; Ascomycota; Eurotiomycetes; Eurotiales; Aspergillaceae. The record is from the annotation of a GenBank genome assembly.